CUGGGUUAUAUUGUGCUGAAGGGCGGAAGUAAUUAAUAUACUUUGUAUAAGAGCAGUUUGUACCAAAAUGCCAUAAUAUUUUUAAGUUGAGAAAUCACUCAAACCAGUAAGAAUGUCGACCUUCCUGGUAGUUGCCAGCAUAGACUUUGGAACAACCUACUCGGGAUGGGCCUACUCAUUUCGCUUUGAGUUCGAAAAGGAUCCCACAAUUGUACAUGCUAAAACAUGGCAUGGAGGCAACUUCGUCUCACAAAAAGGACCAACCUGCAUCCUCAUCAAGCCAGAUGGUAAAACUCUAGAAGCUUUUGGGUACGAAGCAGAGACCAAAUACGCAGACCUAGCCGGUGAGAAUGAACACAAAAUGUGGUACUACUUUCGGAGAUUCAAAAUGAAGCUCUUUAACAAAGAAACACUGACUAUGUCUUUAGAGAUUGAAGAUGAAGAAGGCAAACGUCUUAAAGCAAUCACAGUAUUUUCUCUUUCCAUUCGCUAUCUGAAGGAGGAUUUAAUGAAAACUUCUUCCGACAAAUUACGUGAUGAUAUCACGGAAAAGGACAUUCAUUGGGUUAUCACAGUUCCAGCAAUUUGGAGUGAACCAGCCAAGAAAUUCAUGCGCGAGGCAGCUAGACUGGCUGGCAUACCGUUUGGUCAGUUGAGUGUUUGUCUGGAACCGGAGGCGGCUUCCAUAUAUUGCCGGCAUUUGCCAAUGGAAAAAAGUUCCGAUACUUCCGUGUCUUCAUUUCAACCGGGAACAAUAUACUUGGUCUUGGAUGCUGGCGGUGGUACUGUUGACAUAACAGUUCACGAAAUCACUCAAGAGGGAACACUAAAGGAACUUUCGAUGGCAUCAGGGGGCCCAUGGGGUGGUACAAAGGUAGACGAUGCGUUUCUAGCGCUAUUCAAUAAAAUAACAGGUGUUGACAUAAUCGAGAGACUGAAACGCGAAUACAUGGAAGAUUACAUAGAACUGGUUAGGAAUUUUGAAAUGAAGAAACGAGAUAUUACCGACAAACCUGGAACAACACUCAUUCGCAUUCCAGUCAGUGUGAUGGAUCUUGCUGAGGAGAUGACCGGAAAAACUCUCAAGCAAAUGCUGCAAGAUUCGCCAUACAAACAAUCGAUUCGCCAAGACAAGGAUAAAAUGAAAAUUGACACGAAAGUUUUAGUGUCACUUUUCGACACCACAUUAGAAAGUAUAGUAAGCCAUGUGAGUACACUCUUUCAGGAGACGGCUCAGGAUUGCAAGACAAUACUGAUGGUUGGUGGAUUGUCUGACUCGGAAUUGCUACAAGAAAAAGUGAAAUCUGUGUUUAAAAAUAAAUCUCCUAUAGUUCCUCUGGACGCAGGGUUGGCUGUUUUGAAAGGAGCAGUAAUUUUCGGUCAUAACAAGAGAGAAAUUGUCUCAAGAAUAGCACGAUAUUCAUAUGGACUGAAAACAGUAAGGGUUUUCGACCCUGAGGAGCAUCCUGUAGAAAGAAUGUAUAUUGACAGCAAAAGACAUGGUAAGCCCUCAGUUGGAGGAUGUUUUUCAAAGUUAAUUAAAAGGGGCGACGCCGUUGAAGCACAAAAUUCAUCCGAACCAAAAUCUUUUUAUCCAUUUAGUCACGGAACAGGUUUUGCCGCUAAACUAUACUGUUCAUCGCAAACGAUUUGUCCACGAUUUGUCGACGAAGAAGGGUGCAAUUUUAUCGGACAAUUUAAUGUGCCCUGUCUCGAUAUAUUUGGAAACGUGGGACCCGCAAAUGUGUCCCUCCUCUUUGGAGGCACGGAGAUUGAAGCACGUGCAGUUUUACAAAGUACUCUUGAAAAUGUCACAGCAACAUUCGAUUUUCCUGAUUAAACAUUUGGAGCUACAAAGCACCUACCACUCAAAAUAUUAUACGAACAACUUGACUUUAAGAAAAAAAUAUUUAUGCUAUACAGAUUAAGUAGGAUGAGGAUUGUAUAUAAACUGUGACAUGCUAGCCAGUGUGUCUGACCUAUAAAGGUCAAGAUAAAUAAGCUAACACAUUCACGCUUCCAAAACAUUUCUCUUUCGGAAUUUAUAUCUACACUGUAUUUACUUAUAUCAAAUUGUUGUGAAACAACGAGAGUGUUAAUUUUGAUUGGAUUCUGAUGUUUUGCAUUUGAGACAAUCCUAUAUGCAUUCAAUUGUUGUUUUCGUGUAACAUUCUGCAUUAUAGACUAU
Molecule: messenger RNA, 2188 nt
Organism: Mya arenaria
Lineage: Eukaryota; Metazoa; Mollusca; Bivalvia; Myida; Myidae
Product: heat shock 70 kDa protein 12A-like
Exons: 7
Coding region: 113-1840 (575 amino acids)
Molecular function (GO): ATP binding; ATP-dependent protein folding chaperone
Source: RefSeq, a predicted model, not a curated record